GGCGGAGGCGCUGCUGCCGCGGGAUGGGCUUGGGCGACGCGGGCGCCGAGCGAGAGGCGGGCAGCGCGGGCUGCGGCUGAGGGUCCGGCCGGGCGCCGCCUGACGGGGAGCUGCCUCGCUCUCUCUCUCUCUCUCUCUCCGGGCGGGGGGAGGCGCGAGAGCGAGCGAGCGAGCGGGGAAACACCCCUCGGUGCUACUUGAAUUACUUGAAAUCGCCACUUGUGACACUGUUCUGGCGAGGAGGCAGCAGCCUCCGCCGCCGCCGCCGCCGCCGCCGCCAGGAUCGCAGCCCAGCCCGCGCUCCCUCCCGGAGUUGGCCGGCGUCGGCGGGCGCGAGGGCGGCCAGGUCAAAAGGUGGGGCUGGCGGCGCUUCUCCCGCUUUCUCCGGGGGGCGGCGGUCACGGAUGCUCGUGGUUAUGUAAACGCCGAGGAGGCGCGGAAGUGGAUCCUUCGGCGUGAGCGCCUCCCCCCGCCACCCGCAGCCUGAAGGCAGCGCCCGGAGCCGCCCGGAGAUCGCAGCCCGCCGGUCCCCCCUCGCCCCUCCGCCUCUCCCCGCGGGAAGCGUGGCCCAUCGGCGCCCGCAGGAUGUCCGCGGUGGCGUACAUGGACUUCGUGGCUGCCCAGUGCCUGGUGUCCAUCUCCAACCGCUCCGCGGCCCAGCCCGACGUGACCCGGGAAGCGGAGCUGCUGAAGAUGCCCGAGGAAGAGGAGGACGAGGCCGCCGCCGCCGCCGCCGUGACCAAGGAGAUGAACGACCCCCGGGACGCCUGGAAGGAUUAUUGCACUUUGGUGACCAUUGCCAAAAGCUUGUUGGACCUGAACAAGUACCGGCCCCUGCCGACCCCCUCCAUCUGCAGCGACAGCGUGGAGAGCCCCGACGAGGACGCGGGGUCCGACAGCGACGUGACCACCGAGUCCGGCUCCAGCCCUUCGCACAGCCCCGCCGAGGGGCAGGAGGCGGGCGGCGGGUCCGACCCGCUCUCGCUGCUGCGCGGCGCGGCGCCCGCCAAAGGGAAGCUGGCCGCCGAAAAGAGACACAAGUGCCCCUACAGCGGGUGUGGCAAGGUCUACGGCAAGUCGUCCCACCUGAAAGCCCACUACCGAGUGCACACAGGUGAGCGGGGGUCGGGGGUCCGGGGGGGGGUCGGGGCUGGAGCUGUUUACAGAAAGGCUUCCGUUACAUAAAGGCAAGCAGGGCUCUGCUCUCGCCGCUGCUGCUUUGCCUUUAAAAAAAAGAUGUCGGUUGUCCUCGUUUGAACCCUCUUAAAGAUGCGGCGGUGGUUUUCGCUCUCCUGGGCUUCCCGGCCCGUUUCCGCCUUCGCGGCGCUCGAGAGAGCAGCCUGGCUUCGUCUGGGUACAGGGUGUCGAUGCAAACGGCACGUCAAGGCGGUGGGUGGGUGGGAGGGAGAGCAAAGGGUGUUUUCACGGGCUUGUCAGCUCCGGAGCCUCGGGUUUCCCCCUCCCCUCUCGCUUAGGUGUGCUUACACUGAGAAGCUCAGGCCAGCAGAGGAGCUGUUUAGUCCAAAAAUGCUUAUUUGAGGAUGGAAGGAAUGCAAGGGCUGGGAGAGGGAGAGAGAGAGGCAUGCUUAAGGUUAUGUAUGCGCUGCUAGAGCUUCUAAGGGAUGCAUCUGAUUUCAUGAUGACUCUUUGCUUCUUGCCAGGGCAUCUGUCCAGGGGUCUGCCUGCAGAUCUUGUAUUGUGUUGUCUAGAAUUAUAUUUCAGUGAAGUAAAAUAGAGAAUGGCAAGCUAACUUCAUUCCUCCUCAGCUGUUUCCUCAAAUAGCAUAUUUUCUAGAGCUGCAUUUGCUUGGGCUUCCAUGGCACAUCUUGGUUCCAUAGAACUCACUGGGCGUGGCCUGGUUUUGGCAGUUGUUGUGGAUUGAUGAUGUCCUUUCUGAACUCUUGUGAAAAGACGCAUGGGUGAUCCUGAUGUUCACUGCAUUUUCAUGUGUGAUUGACUGGGCAGAGAAAGGGAUAAGAGUGUGAAGUCUCUGUCUUUGGAAACUUUCCCAUCUAUCUUUUGAAAUGACUUUCAGUUUUCAUUUAAUCCUCAAUAAUACAGUAGUCAUCUUCAUUUGAGAUAUUUGAAUGAAGACAUGUUGCUUGACUGCCUGAUGUCUUAGGUAUUAGAAUCAGCGGUUGAGUGUGUCUUCAGUAAAGUGUUACUUCUAGGGGAAUGCUUACUGUUUUAUUCCCAGUUUAGAACCCAACCCACUGUAAGGGUCACACCCUCAGCUACUGAACACAGCUGGUUUUUCAUUGCAGUAUUCAAUGUGCAUCGCCAAAAGAAAAAUGAAUUGCUUCACAGGUGCAUGUUUAAGUAAAGCUUUUGUGGAAGACCAAGUGAUUGGUGAAUGUCACUUUUUCCAGCAAAGGACAUGUUAUCCAUUUGUGUGCGCACAUGUGUUGGCAGCUUCUAAUAAUGGUAUGAUAGCACACAGGGCUACGUAUUUCUGUGGUAUGGCAGUGGCAGAACAUGGCUCUUUCAUAGUUAUGUGGUUAUACAUUUGGACUCAAGUCCUAAGAAAAUGGGUGUCUAUAUUUUUAGUCUUAGACAUUGGUGUACCCUACAUUCAACUGGUACUUGCCUUGGCAGUGUCUAUAGACUGGGAGAGAGGGGAAGUAAAUGCUGAAUUCACAACCCUAAUUAUCCAUAAAACAGGAUAUUUUGUGCCCUGAGUUGGAUGAUAUAGCAGUUUUGCAGCAUGUUAACCUAGCAAUAUAAAAAGGUAUCUGUUUUAGCAAUUAAAUUCUAAUUCUAAAUUCUGAAAGCUGUGUUUUUAGAUUUUAAGGUUUGGCUGAGAGCACUGCAUGAUGCAUACAAUCUGCAUGGCUUUUUAAAAGUGGAAGCUGGCCUGAUAAGGGGAGAGACGGAGUAGGCAAGAGAGAAACUCAUGUUGCUCAAUAUUAGCAUUUUUCUUGUAGAUUAUUUUCCCACCACAACUUCCCCCCUUAAAAGCCAUCUGGAAGAGGAAGAGAUCUUUGUUUUAGGAAUUGACACAAGACCAGUAGCGCUGCAAACAUCCGUGUACUAAAGUAUCUUUCUCCUGGAGGGGUGGCCGAAUGUGGAUUCUGGCUGAACUCCCCGCUGAAGUGUCUUUCUGGCCUAGUUCUGUCUACUGUGGGAGGGGAGUCCCAGUGCCGCUUUCCUGCUGACAGAACUGGCAUCGUAUGCAGUUCAGAACGGAAGAUGAACAGGAAAAGGAGGGUCGUGUGUCACUCAGCAGUGAUUCCUGUGGUUAAAACACAGAACAUAGGAAAGAAAAGAGUAAGAGCAACACCAGCCAGUUUCCUUAGUAGAGCAGGAGUUCCAGUUAAUUUGUGAAUGUACAGAAGUCCAUCACCUGAGGCUGUCCCACUAGCUUUUGGUGCCCAUGCUGAACCAGUAACAUCAGAGUUGGAUUGGAUUGGAUUUAUGUGCUUUUGGCAAUUAAAAUGUUUCAGUUAUCAUAUCAUUUUGCAAAGUAUGGAUUUAAUAGAUUUGGUUUGAAAUGUGUACCGGAUUGAAAUUCUCCCCAAUCCCUACCUGACACUGGUUUAUAUUCUACCGAUAAUGACAUCUGCUCAAUGGUCUGCAAGUUAGGAAUGCAAAUUACUUGUGUUAUUAAUUGACCUGCUAGGUGUGUACAUACAUGCACUUAUGUACAUACAUUAUGUACAUACAUACAUUCAAACUUAUGUUCUACUUCCCACCCAGGAUUUUGUUCUCUGCCUUUUACUAGCUGGAAAAGUGUUCUGGGUGAGAAAUAAUAAACUCUAUGCUCUGUUUUGCUCUUUGAAAUUCAUUUGUAUCACUGAGUUAUUUACAGCUAGAAAUAGCUUGUAGUGGUUAAAUAUCCCCACCCCAUACAAAGUUAUUCCUUUUGCUAGUAAAUCCCCCACAUUUUCUAGUGUAAAGUUGAAUUAUUUUUAUUUAUAGUUGGGGGGGGGAGAGAAUACCAUUGUAUUAAUGAGAAAAUCAAAGGAGCCUUGUUUAAAGGUUUAAGUCUGUGUCCUUAGCAAACAAAACACUUGGGCUCUACAUUUGAGUGUAAAGCUUGCUUGCUUGAUUAAAACCCCGCGAGGCCCAUGGCAUAUACUGUGUGUUCCGUAGCUAUAUGGUGGCAUUUCCUCAAUGGUACCUGCCUGCCCCCACUCCAUGGGCUGGCUCCCAUUGGACAUUGGGGAUCUCUUUUUUUAAAAAAAGCACAUUUCUGCUUUUAUUACGUACAACUUUUAAUGUAUACUUAAAUAGGCCCUUUUCUUCAUUGGAACUUGCUUUCUGGGCCAUCGAGUCCAAUUUCCCAUGCAGCCUUUCACAGCCACUGUGUAAAGAAGGUGCAGGUAAACCCUUGGCUGCUCCAUUGUCUUACAUUUUUAAUGCAUGCUCUCACAUUUUAUUCUGAAGAACGGUGUCAGAAUCCUGCUCAAUCCCCCUUUCAAGUAAAAUGUUUUUUCAGUGAGUUUUUAUUCAUUAUACAGUGCAAAACUACAGGUGUCAUAGCAGUCUGUGCCGUAGCUUAUGAGGGCAGCUGUACUGAGCAACUUACCAGAGCACAGGGCAUACUAUUCUAGUUGAAGGGGCUUCCUCAAAUUUAGGGUGUAUCUGCUCCAUGGCCAAGUGGGAGGGGGGCCUGGAGGCACUUGCAUGGUCCUUGUGGACACUGUGGACAUUUUGCACCUGGCUUUCAACCACCUGCGAUCAAGGAAAGAUUCCAGGGUGCCAGGAUGGCAACUGACAUCUCCACCACCUGGCAGCAAGUGGCUGGGAAUCAUUGGAUCUGGACUGUUCUCUCACAUUAAUACUCCAUCCUGUAGAAUUCUAUCAGUUAUAUUUUAUCUGCACAUUCAGAAUGAAUUUCUGGAGCCAAAAUGCUUUUUCUGUGCAGUCUGAACAGGAGCAGUUGCCAUUAAGAAAAAAUAUCAGAAUAGGCCAACAUAUAUGUGGAAUGUGACUUUUCCUCUUUGAGUUCUCAAAGCUCUUAACUGAGCUCAGGUUGUCAUCUGAACUGGCCAGAUAGUUAACUGAGAAUCAAUCACAGUCAGCCCAUCAUUUGAAGAAUAAGACUUGAGAGCCAUAUUGCCCCCAAAUGGCAACUAGACAUUCUGUUUGGGGACUGUAACCUUGGUUUAAGGAGCCAUUAGGAGUUUCUAACCGUGCUGUGGGGGAUCUGCAUCAGUGUAACCCUAACCAUGCUGAAAAUCUCUCUGAAAGUUGUGGAAGGUCAUAGUGUGUGAGUUAAGGUGAAAGAGUUAAAAAAAAAAGCAUUUAUGGGUCUGUAAACCAUGAUAAUCACAGCUGUCUCCCAAACAGGCUCUUUCUCCCUUCUGGGGUCAGAAGUACAUCUUGCUUUGAGAGCUGCAUGUGACAUAACAAAGGAACAAACAAAGCCCCAAAUCGCAAAGUUAGCAAUGGAUAUGAACUUCAAAGCAAGACUCCAUGGUAAAACUGUGGAAUAACAAGUAAUUGAGAAGUUCAAUACGUGUCAUUUGGAUCUCAAUACAGAUAAUGGUUUCCUAUCCUUAUACUGGUAUUUAAACUUAUACAACUAUCUUGGCAAUUCCUUAAAUCAUUUAAAUUAUAAUUGAAUUAUUACUGGUGGUACUCUUUGAUGUCAUUGCCACUCAAUCCCCAGUGCAGCUCUCUUCAGCCUCAGGCAGCCUGGUAGUGCUCAGGGAUGUUGCAGUCCAGCAGCAUCUAGAAAGCCUCACAGCUACCUCUCUGGAUGUUGAUUACCGUAUUUUUUGCACCAUAACACUCACUUUUUUCCUCCUAAAAAGUAAGGAGAAAUGUCUGUGUGUGUUAUGGAGGGAAUGCCUACGGGUGGCAUGCCUACGGAUUUUCCUCCUCUAAAAACUACGUGCGUGUUAUGGUCGGGUGCAUGUUAUAGAGCGAAAAAUACGGUAUAUGUGUGCCAUUUGAGGUCUCCAUGUAAGUUUCUCGUCUCUAGCAUACACACUAAAAACAAGCAAACAUUGGCAUCUUUUUAAUAGAACUUUGGGCCUAAAUCCAUGAUGGUAAUUAAAUUCAAAGUGUUGCAGUUAUCAUGGAUAAGAUGGAAGUUACAUGUGGUUUCAACAUCUAUCCUGUGUUUGAGAGAAAGUUCUCACAAUAAGUUGUGUCUUCCACAUCAGAAGUCCCAACCUUCCCCUAUUAUUCACUCACAGGGAGAAAUGCAGUGUGUGAAUGGAUGGAUUGAGGAUAUGCUCUUGUGAACACAAUGCCUACUUGAGGUGACUGGCGCGACAGUAAGGAUUUCUCUUUGCAAGAAUCCUUUUAUUUUUAAAACUCUUAUGCUAGUGAAAAUACUGUGUGAAUAGUGAAAUGCAUUAUAUUUGACUCUAAUACUAUAUUGAUAAUGCCUGACUAAAUGGCAAGAUCAGUUUCUAUUACUCACAAACUUUGUUUUCUAAUGUUCAUUUCUUCUUCAUCUCAAGUAUAAAACACACAUAUUGUAUCCUAAGGGGGAUAAAAUGCAUAUUGAAGAGGAAAGCAGUGAGCAAUAAGAGUCAGAGUUACUCAUAAGCUUCAUUCUUUCACACCAAAAUUGGUAACUAUAAUUGCCACAAAUGGACAUUCUGAAAAUGCCAGCAUUAAUGAUUUAUUGCUCCAUGUUGUCCCUUUGCAGAAAAGAGCAUGUUCUGUAUUUGUUUGUGCUUUCUAGAAAAUGAAGUACAUUACUUUUCCGUAGCACUGUAUAAUAUUCACAUUAUUUGUUUAUUUAUAUCUAUAUAGAUAAUAUACAGAUAUACACACACACAAACACCCCUCUCUAUAUUUUAACUUUCAAAAACACCAAAUUUAAAAACACCAAAAGAAACUCAAUGCAGCUAACAAAUCAAAGCAUUACACAACUUUUAAAUAUAUCUUGCAGUUCCUGUUCCUUGGCACAGUCCUGAAACCAAACUAUUAACAUCAUGAACUAACCACAAUAAUAAUUUCUAAAAUAGCCAUCAAAUUAAAGCAGUGUUAACUGUAAACCAUCUAAAAGCUUACACACACACACACACAGAGAGAGAGAGAGAGAGAGAGAGAAACAAAAGGCACACAUCCCACCUCCCCUUCCCUCCACCCCCCAGUUGUACAGCUUUCAUACCAAUCUCGACAUACGACUAAAUACCUGGUGACUCCCCUUCCACCCUUUUCCUGGUUUCUCCUCCCCCCCAUCGCGUAUUCAAAAUUUUUAAUCUUCGAAUAUCUUCUUCUAUUAAAUUCUAUUAACUCCUAUUCUGCUGGAUUUACUCAAGACCUGCUAGGUGGUAUUUACUUGUUUAUACUGGUUCUUAAAAUAUUCAAUAAACAUCUUCCAAUCAUCCUUAUAUUCUUUAUCAUCUUUUUCUCUUACCCUGUUCGUUAUGCUUGCCAAUUCAGCAUAUUCAAACAUUUUAAACGGCCACUCUUCCUUGGUGGGAACUAUAUUUGUUCCCACCUUUGUACCAAUAAGAUUCUAGCAGCAGUGGUGGCAUAUAAUAAUAUUUUUUUGUUUUGAUUUUUAGGGACUUCUGUUGUUACCAUUCCCAAAAGGAAUGCCUCGGGCUUUGGGGGGAAUUUUUUUUUAAUAUCGUUUUUAAUGUAUUGUAAAUUACUUCCCAGAAUUCCCUGAUUACUUUACAGGACCACCACAUGUGGGAAAAGGAUCCCUCUACUUCAUUGCAUUUACCUUUUUCAACAUUUUCACUAGUUUGGCAGGUGUUAAAUAGUAUGUUCUUGCUGGCUGACUAAAACAAUAAGGUGAUGGGACCUGACAUAUCUCAGCUGGCAAAGUGUUCCACAGGCUGGGCAUCGGAAAAAGCCCUGCCACCGGUUAACAUCCGUCGUAUUUCAUGGGGUCAAGGGAUCUGGAGAUGAUGACCAGAACAUAUGGAAGAAGGCAAGUAUUUGCUGAACUGAACUGCCAUCCCAAGACUGCAGUGGCUUUGGAAAUCAAGUUAAGAUUCUAAUAUCUGGACCUUCCAUUUUCCAAUUGCUUGCAAAGAGCCCAUUCCCUAAUAUUUCAAAAUAUUUGACUCAUAUAAUAUGUAGACUGGCUUCUAUAAUAUGUAAACUGUUAAUGCCUAGGAAUGUUUGGGCUCAGCCAAUGUUACCCUGCCCUUUCUGAGCCAGAACAGCAAUCUGCAGCAUAUUUAUGGCAUCUUGCAAAGUCAGUGGGUUAUGGUUCUCUUUCUUAACCAUACAAAAAGAAAAGAAAAAUGGUUACAGCUUUCUCAAUUCUGUAAAUCAGUAAAAAACAAAGAAAGAAGCAAGUUUGAGGCUUUUGAAAACAGCAAGCAUAUUAAGUAUAUCAAUUUUCUAAAAAAUGGAAACAUCUUGCCAUCUUGAAAUUUGUGGUUUUUAAUACAGGAGACUCCUGACUCCUUGUAUAGAUUACAAAAUGCAGCUGUGCAGCAACAGAAAUGUCUCACAGGCACAGGUAGAUACCUAACCCAAAUGCUGUAUCCACGCUUGAGUAAUCCAGAGACCUUGUCCUCCAUUCUUGCUGCUUGGCUGUCCUGCACUGUUCAAAUUACCUUUGUUUCUUCCAAGUAAGAAAAACAAUUUUGCUAAAGUUGAGAUAUCGGUGCUAAAGUCUAUGAAGCUACUGUUUUGUGUCUCAGUGGCUUCUCUGGUCUAAUCACUCUUCUUUAUGGGCCGUGUUUUCCUAGCAAGCAGAUACCAUGCCUCUAGAAAUGCACAUACUGUGGAUCUAAAUGCAUUUUCUUCUCACCAGCAUCAGUAUCUUUGUGGCUUCCUAACAAGCUGACUAUUUAUCACAUAUAUGAAGGGAAAUGAUGCUUUGCAGAUCUGCUGCCAGCUGGCCAUGAAGUAUCCAGAUGCUUGUAAACCUCAGGAUUCAGUGAGAGUGGAAUUCUUAAUCUUGAGUCUUUGGAACUGGGUGUUCCAAACACCCAGACUCUGUUGCCCAGCCAGGAAUCAUUUCCUUGGGAUAAUCCAUGCCAGAAGAAGAAUGAAGGAGUAGCAUGGCCAGUGCCAAACAGUGGGGGAUAACAGCAGCAUUCUGGAACAAGGAAGAAAUCCUGAUCUGGACACAUUCCUAUACUUCUCACCCAUCCAUUGAGACUUCAGUCAUUUCUGGGCAAUUUGGAUACAUCUCUGGCUAAGAUUGACAAGAACUGCAUAGCCUUGUGCUGAUGCAAGCUGGUGGGCGGGUGCUUGGACAGCGCAAGAGCUCAGAAGACCCUAAGCACUCUCGGAAGACAGCAGGAAUGCCACACAUUCCAGAGGCCUUGGGAGACAAAGAGGAAUGCAAGGUAUUUCAGAGUGUUUUCUUUGUAUUGUUUGUAGUAACUGGAUUUUUGAGUUUGGGGAUUGUGGGGACAUUCAUUAAUUCUUCCUGUCCCCCUUUUAUUUAUGGGGUGAAUGCAACCUUUCUAAGAGCUCCAUUUUUCCUUUCUUAGUUUUCACUUUAUCUGUUUAAAAGCUGCCUCAGGCUGACGUGCAACAGUAAAUGGAAGCACAGUAAAUCAUCUGCAGGAUCCCGGUGUUCUGUUUGCAACUGUGGGCAUCCAGAGGCCCCUGAGGAGCCCACCCUAAGGUUGCAAAGGACACCCACCCACUGCUGUUUGCCGAAGCACUGAGGUUCCAUUUAGCUAUCACAGAUAAUAGUUGUAGCAUGUUAUAUGCUGAGUUCUAUAAGUUGGUUGUGUUGCAGGAAAUACUACUUUUCUUUUCUUUUCUUUCCUGCCCUGAACCUAUUGCCAAUCAAUGAUACAUCAUGGUAAGCCAUAGUAAAUAGUUACCUUGAAUGCACAGAUUUCUCCCACUUCACUACUCCUUGCUAGUGAGUGGGAGCAACAAACAGUGAUACAGGAUUUAGUUUGAUAUUCCAACUGGGGGUGUGAUUUUUUUUGCUCCAAACAAGCCACUUUGCAAAGUCAAGGUGUGUCGUUGAAUUACCAAUUGUGGUUUGUAUGAGCAAAACAAACCACAAUCCAUGGUGCAUCUGUAAUGUUAAAUCAAGGGUUGUGGUUUGUUGCUGCCCAUUGGCAGGGAGCAGCAAUUCGAACAUUCACAGUAAAUCAUUAAUUUUUGGGUGAACCUGUGUUUCUAGUAUUAUGAAAGGGAGAGAAAGUUCUCUGUAUUUUCUUCAAACUAGUCACUUUUUAAAAAUUGUCUACCAUGCAUGCUCCAAUUAAUUUUUUUUAUAAAAGAGCUCCAAAUGCUUUAGCCCUUUUUUGUGGUGCAAAUUAGAAAUGUAACCUGUAUCCCAAAUGUGAUUGCACCUUAGAUGUCUGUAAAAGCUUUAUGAUGCAUGUUUUGUUUUGUUUUCAUUUCCUUUUCAAUCCGUAUCCUAAUGACUCGUAACAUUAAGGCUGCAGCUGGGGACAAGGAUAUAGAGAAUCAUACACUUGCCUUCCAUAUGUGUAUCUGGUCCUUCACCCCUCCCAAGUGGCAGGCACCCUCCUUAUCCCUGAAACUGCUCUUUAAAUUCCCCCAAGUCCCAAAAAGGGUAUAUAUGUGUGAGGGAUGCACAUUUCAAAGGGAAAUGCACCCCCACCUCUCUUUUUUGAAUAUGAAAGAAGCUCUUGGAUCUUAAGGUGCAUGGGAGUAGCCAGGAUAUUUGUUGGGGGGGGCAGGCCUUUUAUUAGGGGGGCAGAACCUCAGUUUGUUAUGUAUUUUUAUUGAAUUUUAUUUAUUUAGGGGGCAGCUGCCCCCAUGCCCCGCCCCCCCUUGGCUAUGCCCAUGGCCCUGGGCCACCUCUGAAGAGGGAACUCCACGAAGGAGGGAGGAGAGCAUGUUCAGAAUGUGGGCAUGUACUCUCUAUGGAUCUGACCAGUGAGCCAGGGUUGGGAUUCAGAUUAGGGUCUCUGGAUUUGGGUGUGGAUUUGGGAUUUAGGUGGGCAUUGGCUUGUUCCCUAUGCUGUCAAACCUAUGUGGCUAUGCAGUGUCACUGGCUAUCAUUCCUAUCAAUUAAGAUGGGCUGGGAGUGGCUUCCCCAAUUUCAUUUGAGAGAGCUGGGAGUGGGAGCCAGGCCUUUUCAGAAGCUCCUACACUUCCAUAGAAUUUCUUCUCCAGUGAUAGCUGCAGAUGCCCAACCCUCUUUUAGUUCAGAAAGUUAUUAGCAUUCUGGGGGAAUAUUUUAAUUCUUAAUUUUACUGCUGGUUAAAUAUUAUAUGCUGAAGGAGACUCUUGAGAGUCCCAUGGACUGCAAGAAGAUCAAACCGAUUCAUUCUUAAGGAAAUCAGCCCUGAGUGCUCACUGGAAGGACAGAUCCUGAAGCUGAGGCUCCAGUACUUUGGCCACCUCAUGAGAAGAGAAGACUCCCUGGAAAAGACCCUGAUGUUGGGAAAGAUGGAGGGCACAAGGAGAAGGGGGUGACAGAGGACGAGAUGGUGGGACAGUGUUCUCGAAGCGACCAACAUGAGUUUGACCAAACUGUGGGAGGCACUGGAAGACAGGAGUGCCUGGCGUGCUCUGGUCCAUGGGGUCACGAAGAGUCGGACACGACUAAACGACUAAACAACAACAACAAAUAUUAUAAACAUCCAAACACAAUUUUUAAAAUGUAGUUGGCACUCUUUCUCAGGUAGUUGAAGACCAUCAGCAAAGACUUGAGCCAAAGCAAGGCCACUGAGAAACAGUAUUCACAAGGCAAUACCUUUUUUAAAACACAAAAGGGAUCAGCCUUCCUCCCUACCUCCCCCCCCCUUAAAAAAGAGAGCCCAAUGAGGACUUAGUCGCCUCCAGGAGCCAUAAAAUAUGGAGUGUCAGUUUGAAAAGCGAAAUGGACUAAGAGAGGGAAAGGGACUGAGCUGGCCGGCUGGAGCCCCAUCGAGGGCAAGGCUGGUUGCUGGUAGCCUGAGAAGAGCAGCUCCCCCCUUAAAGGGAGAGGAAGCAGGGCAGCAUUUUGUUUCAGGUCUCAUGUGGGGGAUCUAGCUAUCAGUGUUUGAUUGUAACUUCUAUAUUUACCUCUUGGACUUUUUGGUAAGUAAAGCGGCCUAUUUGGCAGCAUAAUAAGUUUAAAGCACUACUUUAUGCGCAGUGCACUUUUUAAAUGGCCAAGGUAUGGAAGCAAGGAGUAUCAGCUGUCAAGAGGAUUUGGUUUUAACCCCCUUUUCAGGCCUUAUCUCUGUGCCCUUAGAGUACACUACUGUAAUAAAAUGAAUGUUGCGUAGUAUACUCCUACCACGUGGACGCAUCACAGCAUUUGCCAGACCAGCCAUUUGUUUGCAGGGAUUCUGUGUCUGGACUUCACUUUAAUUUACAGGCCUCCCUCCAGCUGAUCUACUGAAACUGUUGCCAAGUAGGCAGAUUCAAGGCCAGCCAGCCAACUGCAGGAUAGUAAAGUACAUACAAGACAAACAACUGACCUUCUUCGGCAGUAAUUUACCUCAGGCCACUGGCAUAAUCUCUGUAAGUUUUAGGAACAGCAGUGUUCCAUCGCUGCAAGUUUGUGAGUACAGUAUGGCUAAUUCUUGCUCUGCCCCUAGAGAACAUUAUACUCUAGGGUCUGGAUGUGCUUGGUUUCCAUCCAUAGAAAUAGAGCUCUGUAGCUCUGUUUUUUAUUUUCUUCCAGAGUAGGGCUAAGACAACAUGGAGCUUUCCAGGUGUCGCUGAGCUCCAGUACCCUGCAUCUCUGACUAUCGGCCAUGUUGCUUGCGUCUGGAAAGAGCUGGAGUCCAAGACCAUCUGGAGAGCCACACAUUUCCCCAUCUGUGCUCUAUCUUGAGCUCUUGGUCAACAGUGUUUCCUGGCAAAAUUCAGGACCGUUGUUAACUUGCUCCCUGUCUUCUGCUCCCCAUUUCUGUUUCCACAUAGGACCCAUUUUCCCUCUGCAGAAGCUGAACUCUCAGAGCAACUGACACCUUGCUUACCAAGCUGAUAUGUGCAAGAAGGUGAAUGCAAGUUGUUUUAUUUUAUUGGAUUUUCUGCUACUCUGUGGGCACUAUUAAUAAUCCUGUUAACUGCCUCCAUUUCUCAUCCUAGAAACCACUGUUAUACCAGAAACGGUUUGGAAGGGAAGCUGAAUACCUGGGCACUUGUCACAAUGAGAAGCAAAGGUUGGCUGUGAUGGCCAAAUACCCGAGCAAGUUCAGUAGAAUGAAAUGGAAAACUCUGCUCUUAAAUCUUCAGAGAACAUGGCAGGAACAGUUUGGCAGACUUCUACAUUCAUGAAGGCAUCUAGAUAAGCUUUCUUGUAUAAGCUAGAGGAAAGCAAUGUGUUGCCAGAAUCUAUCCAACAUUGUAUCUAAAAGAGGUGUCAGCAGCAGGAGUUUCACAGGACUCUAAUGAAAACAGAUGCACUUUUACCUCCUGACACUGGUGUGGAUGUGGGAUUCACCACCUCCCUAGAAAUCCACGCAGGUACAGAAUGGUCACUGGGCUGCUGCAUCCUGUCUGUUUGUGCUUUCUCAUGGCUUUCCUUUCUUCUCAAGGAGCAAAGAGUGAACUUCCCAGGAAGUAAAUAUGGUAGCACCUGCUUUUUGCACCUGACCCAUGUAAUCGUAUUUUUCUAAAUAAAUUUUUUUUGGGUACUGGUCAUCUCUGUGAAUCUGUUACAGAUACUGCUCUACUACAUCAUAUCUCAAAACUCAUAUUGCUAAUACAUUUGUUUUUUGAAAUUAUCCUUCUGCCACUUCACAUGAAAACCACCAUUGUUAAAUAUAUAAAUGGUCACUAACACCAGGCACCCACCCACCCUGGUUUCUGACCUCAGCAAUGUUAUUCUCUCCACCUACCAUUUCCAUAGAAUGAAGAUGUCCUUAUUAAUAAUGGCUUAUUUCAUAUUUGCAGAAAUAUUUCUGUUUACUACAUUUCCACAUGGCACUACUAGAGUAUCUAGGCAUAUUUUCUUGGACCUUCAAAGUCUGUCGUAAUAGUUGUUUUCACAGAUUUGCAGAGGGCAACAGACAUAUGAGACUGCCAGUUACUAAUACCGUGGUACCUUGGUUUUCGACCGUCUUGGAAGUCUAAUGUUUUGGUUUUCGAAUGCCCAAAACCCGGAAGUAACUGCUUUGGUUUUUGAACGCUUUUCAGAAGUCAAGCGUGCCAUGUGGCUUCCGUAUUGAGUUUCCUGGAAGUAAAUGCUUCGGUUUUCGAACGUUUUGGAAGUCAAACAGUCUUCCGGAACAGAUUACGUUCGAAAACCAAGGCACCACUGUACUUGGUAUUUAACCAGUACCAGUCCCUCAAUAAUAACCCCAUGUAGCAGAAUGAAUGCAGUUCUUUCCAUGGGAUUUGUAUAAAUCCAUUCUUUUUGUAUAUAUAUCCUUUGUACUGUGAGCUGAGGUUGGGCUUUUCCAUUAUAGUUUCCCUGCCCUCAGUAAUCUGUUGCUCUGAUGGGACUCUGAAGUCUUUAGGUGGUGAGAAAAAGGGUUAUGUUGUGAAGAAGAGGGAGGAGAAAUCCAAAGAGCAGGGAAAGGAAGGCAAUGUGUUUCCUUUGGCAUUGGGGAAUAGUGGUCCUCGGAGUCAUGACAUUUUAAUGCCGUGUGCACUUAGCCCACCAUGAGUCCAGUGAACUUGCAGGUGCCUGGAAUGCCCAGCUGUUUUGAGAAAAAUCAGUGCCUAGCAGUGUCCAUCCACUAACUCAGUCUGUUCUGUAGGGAAGGGAUGGGGAAAGCUGUGGCCCUCCAGAUGUUUGACUCCAAGCAUGGCCAGCCUGCCCAGUGGUCAGGGAUGAAGAGAGUUAUUGUCCAAUAACAUUCCUGUGUGGGAAAUACAACCACUUCCCGCUGUACAGUGGUACCUCGGGUUACAUACGCUUCAGGUUACAUACGCUUCAGGUUACAGACUCCGCUAACCCAGAAAUAGUACCUCGGGUUAAGAACUUUGCUUCAGGAUGAGAAGAGAAAUCGUGCUCCGGCGGCGCAGCAGCAGCAGGAGGCCCAAUUAACUAAAGUGGUGCUUCAGGUUAAGAACAGUUUCAGGUUAAGAACAGACCUCCGGAAUGAAUUAAGUACUUAACUUGAGGUACCACUGUACUCUGCUUAUCUUUUUUAACUACCAUCCAACAGUUGCUAGCAGGUCAAUGAGGACUUAAGAAGAGAAGGGUAGUUUGUUUGCUUUGUGCUUCAGAGAAUCCUGCUCGUCAUAAAGAAGAGUACAGAAAAUCCCCACAGCUCACAUCCAUUUUCCGUUAGCUGCUGUCUAUGAAAGCAGCUGUGAAGACCCAUUUUGUAAGCACCACAACAGAGUCGGAACUUGGAUCAUAGUAUUUUCCUGGCGGUGGAGUUUGGUUAAUUCGUGUGGGUUAUGCAGAGUCUUUCUAUUGCCCGUGUGCAUUCUGACAGAGCGAAUGCCCUGAGCCCUUGAUGAUUUCCAGCCCAUUGCUCACCUUGGUUCUCUCCACUGCCCCCCACCCAAGGUAUGUGUUAUUUCACCUAUCUGCAUAAGCAGGAGUCAGGGUAAAUCUGACACAGACGUCUUUCAUUACGAGAAAAGUCUGCCAUUCUUUCUUUAAAAUAAUAUUGUGCUUCAUUCUUGGAUUCAGUUCGUCAGGGACAUAAUAUUACUCUUCCCUCAAGCACAGCAUAAUGCGGGCUUACUUCUUCUAGCAGAGGGCUUGUCGCACACCCCAUUCUGUCUAGCAAAAUUUAGUCUUGGAGUUGUCCAUAGAAAGUCGAGUGCCCAGAAUUCAAAGGACAUCUGCCUAAGGGCAUUGUGUGCCCAGUCCUUGUUAUUUUCCUUUGAAAGUGACCAGAAACCAUGUGCUGCCUUCUGUUCAUUCAGUAGAACUCCCUCCCAGAUGAGAUAAGACAGGGACCUUCCUUCUGGACUUUGGGCAUAUGACUAAGGUAGUGUUUGGUUUUAUGAUAUUUUCUGUUGUUUUAUUGUUCCAUUUUCUGUGGAAUGUUUUUAUGUAUACUGUUAAGAAAUGUGGUAUAUAAAUGUCUUAAAUAAAUUGAAAUUAAAAUAAAUGGUAUUUGGGAGGCAUUUUGAUUAUUGACUCUCAGGGAAGAAGAGCUUAAAAUACACUGAUGGCUAUUUCCCCCCCAUGCAGCAGUUAGUGAAAAGUGGCUGCAAUCCUGCCCCUACUGAGCUGGAAGUUAUCCAGACUUGACUCAGUGGACUUACUUCUGAGUAGGCACAUAUAGAGAGGAUUGUGCUGUCAUUUUGUAGGCGGGUGGAGUGCUUUGUAAGUGCUGUUAAGAUCACCUAAAUGGUCCUAGUGGUGACAAAUGAAAUGCUCAGAAUCUGGUUUCUGAAUAUGUUGUGCUGAAACAGGGUACUGGAUCUCCAUUGGAGCUUGUCUGAGUGGCCUGCCCAGUGAAUGCUCUCUCAGUAAUACAAAUGGCGUUCCAGAUCCGUGCAAGCUGUCACUAUUUUUUGCUUCAUCUGUUUGACUCCCAGGUUGGGCUCAAGUGUGGAUACGGCUCCACAAUAUGCCUCUCAAUACUUUGCCUUGGUUAGGUCAGCAGAAGAGAGGACUUGGAUAGCAGAAUUGUUCUGAGGUAUCCCCAGGCGACCACAUUAUGAUGCUGUUUGAGAACACUUAAAAAAAAACCAUGCUUCUGCCUAUAAUAGUUGUCUGGCCACAUAAUGAGAUGCCUUAGUUUUCUCCUUGAUUUGUUAGCUGCUUCUGAAGCUACCAGUUCAUCUUUUAUAAUCUUCUUCUUCGGCGAUCACUCGUAGCUGAGUAAGAUUAAGAUUGUCUUCCAUAAACACUGUUUUAACAGUGAAUCCGUAAGUGACUGUGGAGGCCAAUUCUGGACCCACAUGUCCUUCCACAGUGGGGACAUUGGUUUCCGGGCGGGAGUUGAUCACGGUGUGGAUUUGCCAAGCGUGCCUUCCUCUUAGCAUGUUUCUCCCUUGCGUCCUGAGUUCGAGUGUCUUCAAAGUCCAUGACACCUUUGGUAAAGGCUGUUCUCCAACUGCAGCACUCGCAGGCCAGUGUUUCCCAGUGUUCCCAUCUUUUAUAAUACUACCAUUAUGAAAUAAUGGGAGGAAUUCAACAUCACAUGCAGGUGAUCGUUCUGUCUAGGCAAGCCUUUUAACUUUCCAAAUGGAGCUAUCCCUCCUCUUUCCCUGCACACUGUUCUGGGGGUGCUCUGCCCCCCAAUCCAAUUGGGGGGUGGAAUGCAGGGAAAGGAGGGGGGAAGCCCCAUUGCACAAGUAAGUGGGGGCCCUUGCACAGGGCUUCUGCUGAUGGGACUCGUGUUGAAUCCCGCCCAAUGAUUAGACAAUCAUUCUCCUAUUUCUAAGCCCUCAGAGAUGCCUCAUGGGGAAUGAAGUUUAGAUCCUCCCAUAUCUAUUAAUGUUGUGUUUUUUUGUCUUUUACCAGGUCUCCUAGCCUGCCAGUACAUAUUUGCAUGGACACGCCUAACUAUAUUUCUCUUUAGCAUGGAUCAAUAUUAGUGAGUUUGCACCAGUGAGUCAGCACCAUUGCUGCACCUGUGAUAUUUAUUUCUAAAUUAAUAAAAGCUGAAGGGUGAUAGCAUGCCCAUUGAGCAGCAAAAGCUGCUUUGUGGCCACUCCAGAAACACAGGGGGUGGUGGGAAGGGUUAAUGAAGCAUUCCCAGGCAGGCGCUCCCACAUUCUUAACUACUGUUGUGGAGAUAGAUGGCAGAGACUAAAGAGGAAAAGUGGCCUAAAGUGAACAAUGAGGUGAAGUCUGAAAGAUCCAGCUUUGCUUGGGGGAAAUAUUACUUUCAAAGUGUUAUUUCCAAUGUGUAAUGUAAUGCAAUCUAGAGCCAGAUUAGAGAAAAAUUGGGAAACUAACAGACAGAGAAAAACAGGAAAGUUGAGAUGCAGCGGUUGGGUAAGGAAAACAAAAAUAGGGUGAUGAUUCAAGUUUUAGGCCUUCUAGCUGUAACAGGUGGGGGCUCCAUCACAAAAGGGGGCAAAAGCACACAGAAUCCUUCUCCAAUGUUAUUUUGCUCACACUUUGUAGAAAUGAAUCUGUCUCCAGGCAGUGGUGAGGGGCCCGCAAUGCAGCCCUUGCACCAAAGUAUGACUUUGUUUUGAAUUCUCUGAACCCUACUAAAUUGGUUCAGAAAUAGAAGGGCACUGGCUGGCACCUCUCUCCACAGAGGGUUCCUGUCUAGUCCCGAAAGAAAACAAUAAAUGUGGCUUGGAAACCGGGAAAUGAGGGGAGAGAGAAGGUAAGGGGAGUCUAGCUAAAGCCUAGGUCACGGAAGGAAGGAGCCUGCUCCUGGGGCUCAUCCUGGGGCCCAGUGCAUCUUGGAAAGAGUCUGUGUAGCCCUUGCAAAGCAGCAGAAAGACUGAGAUGUGGAGACGCUUGGAACACUUGUGUGCAAGGACUGGACCAGAGCGGUGUGUAGCAACUUCAAGAAGGUGGGGUGCCUUGUGCACCCAUUUAUGUGGAGAAAACCAUACCUUACUGCCUCACCCUGAUUGUAUGUUUGGGUAGGGGGGCUUUUUUCACAAAGGCUCCAGGCUUGUACCUAAGUGAUAUUUCACAUCAAUAGAUACCAGUGGCGUGUUCCUGGGACAUCCUGAGUUCAUUAACUGCCAUGCCACAGGGUGAAAGCCCAGCCAUAAAGGUGUGUUUUCUUAAUCCAUUUUUAGCAAGAUACCAUGGUCUUUACUGAAAAGGCAUGAAGGUUUCCUGUAAUGUAAAAAUGAAUACUCCAGACCUAAUUAACCCUUGCUGAAAGGGGAUGGACAUGGACUUCUCAGAACACACUUAAUUUAAUUUGGAUGAGAGUAUUUACUCUCAGUGGGAGAUACCCACAAUUCAGCCAGUUGUUUGUUGCAUUAGAUGUGGCACUGGAUUGAAUUGGGGGAAUGUGCAGCUUCCUGCUUGUGACCAUCAUGUGCUGGGAUUCUUGCUGACUCACCCAAGAGGGGUGUUCUGUGUCCACCACAAUGAUGCUCCUCACUCAGGGCAAAGCUGAUGACGCAGGGAGUCUGGGGUGCGGGGGGGGGGGGAUCCACAAUUCCCGCUGAACCAAGCUUCUCAGUAACAGUGCCUCUCAUUUUGCUUCUUCGGUUUAUCACCUCUCUGAGCACGUGGGCUCAAAGCUGCUAUUGUCAUCCUUCAGCUUUAAAACCAUUUUCACUCAUAAAUACAAUAUAUUUAGGGGGUUUCAUGUUGGAGUUCAAUGAAACAUCCACCAAUCCCCAUUGCAUUUCUCCUGGGACUCGAUAGGACUUUCAGAGUUGGAUAACAACCUGCCCUUUGCUGUUAUUGUUAAGAAUCUGUUUGCUACUUCAUUUAUACCUAGUGAUGCUUUUUCUCUCACACAGUCUGCUUAUAUUGGCAUGACUGGCAAGUCUGGGAUUUCAGUUAGGCUACAGCAUGAUGUCUGAGGCAGCUCCUGGAUUCCUAAUAGUCACAGUUUGCAUUUUGUGGUUUGGUUUUGCUUUGCUUUUGGAAAACAAGUUUCCAGCCCAUGGGGUUCUAGAGUUGUAUUUGAGAAUAUGUCGUCAUCUGAAUUCAGUGAUCCUUUGUGGAUACAGGGACACCGUGAUGCACACACCCAGCUUGACAGGGAAGAAGGUGUGGCUCUGUGCACAAACCCCUUUACAUGUGCAGAUCUCCUCAUGCUGUUGAAUUUAAUUGGAAAGUCCACAUGUGCUGAAGCUCCGAGUGUACAUUGCUGUGCCAAUGCAGCUCUGAAACGGCAAAGGUAACUGUAAACAACUCUUUUGCCCUCUGCAAGUUUUCUCUGCCCUUAAAAAUCAACAACUUCUUGCCUAACUUCUACAUGUGUUCAUUUGUUCAGAAAAAUAAGCAAAUGUGCAUACGUACGUAGUCUGAUUUGCAUAACUUAUACUGAGAGCAGAAUAUGAAGUUUCCUGAUACAAAUCAGUAUCUUGCUUUGCCACAGAAUCUGGACAGUUCAGGCCUAAGUAGGAGCCCUCUCUUUGUACAGGUUCAGCUUGCUGCUCACUGAGAGGCUAAAAUGUUAUUUUGAGAUCUUGUUAAAUGUUGGGAUUGGAAGCAGCGAGUGGAUAUGGAUAUCUAGCAGGUUAUAUCAUCACAGAUUCAUAAUGUUAAUGUUAGUGUCUCUGAGAACAGUCUGUAGGAGUAAAAGCUAUUCCUAAUGGUUGAUUGUUUCCCGUAAAUGGUUUGGGUAGCAUUUGUCAUUAGUUAUGUGCUUUGACACCCUCAAUCACAUCUGUCCUUGUUGAUGUGUCAAAGGUGAUUGGUGGGGAGGGGGGGCAGUUCAAUUUACCUAAUCAAAUCCUCCAGGGCAAUAGAUAGAGCAGAUUUAUUUUUCUCUAUUUAGUUGGGAUAUGGAAUCCUUUUUAGUCUCAUUCCUCACAGCUACGGUUGACUUUAUUAAGAUGCCAAGUGAGGAACAAUCAACCAGCUCAUAAAUACAGAAAUAAUUAAUCACAUCUACAUCUUACAAGCAGCUGGUGCACAUGAAAGAGAUGCUGGGAAGAAAAUCAGCACAGGUUUGUAGAGAUGAUUCAUAGAAAACUAAGCUCUCCUUGUUCGCAGUCUUUGGCUGGCACUGCAUGGCAUCCAUCCAAGUGGAAUGUUCGGAAGACCUUACAGUAAAUGAUAUUCUGACCAACAUUCCAUUCCACUUCUGUGUUUAACAACAAAACCCAUUCAUUUUUGGCAGUGAUUGAGGAAAAUAUCUCCCUAUUUGGGUGAGUGCUCCAAACAAAACAAGUCAAUAGAUAGAGCAUGGAAGGAUUUAGAAGUUUGACUUUCUUGGUAGCUGCCACAUAUGUGAGGGUCAACUAACUAUCUCAGUGUCCCAAGCACAGUUUUGAGGGCCAUCUUUCUGGGAUACAUCUAUAAUCCCCCCUUUCGCACAUUUAACUUAGAAAUCCUGUGCAUAUUUGCUCCAAAGGAAGUCUCAGUGGGGAGGUGUGCAGAGCAUUGCAGUCUGAGAACUACAAUAGAUGUUUCCUUCCAUCAGCCACAUAUCAGUGCCCAGCUAUGCACACUUAAGUUCCAUAGAAAUCACAGGGGCAGACAUUGUCCAUAACUCUGCGCUGAAUAAUUGCUGUAUUGUUUUAAAGGGAUGGCUUUAUUGUGUAUUUUAAUGAAGACUUUUUAUUAUUUUAAUGUAAGUGUAGCUGGUUUUUAUACUUUGUGAACCACUUGGGCACCUAUUUUGGCAUUAAGUGGUAUAUACUUUAAUUAAAUAAUAGGCCUGUCUAUUUGAGUCAUGUUUCAUGUACUGCACUGGAGUACAGUGUUGGAGCAUUCUAUCAGCUAUAUUAUUUGGCUAGUUUCACAUCUUUGAAUCUGAGAAGUGCGUCUCACAAUAUUCUUAAUACGUACAGAAUUUUGAAAUGUUGAAGAUGCUCCUGUAUGGGAUGUAAGAAAUUGUGUCAUGGUGAUAACAAUGCUACUGAAAUCUAUGACUGUUAGUUUAUUUCAUGGGUGUUCUGACAUUAUGGUUAUUAUUUUGUCCACACCAGGUGAGCUGUUUUUUUAGGUCUCCUGUUCUCAAGCUUUUAGCUUAAUAUUUUUUCCAGGGCUGGAUAUAUAGACCCAAAGGUUCCUGGGACAGGAAAAACUUUGCAUCCAAUCCUGGAUUGUCCUCCUAUAUAUAAUUAAUUGUUACUAUUUUUUAUACAGUAUACCACUUACAUGCCAGAACGACUUCUAAGUGCUUUACAACUAUAAAAUCAAUAAUAAGAUCCACACAUAAUUAAAACACACUUUAAGGAUUCCAGCAAGGCAUUAAAACAUCCUUAAUUAAAAUGUACAACAACCCAGGCAAGUGAAAAAGUAUGACAAUUGAAACAGUGAAAGCACAGUUGAAACAAUGAGAUCAGAAGUUUAGUUCUUGGGAAUGAUUGCUGGAGCAGGUCUGUUUUCAGGAGCCACCAGAAUGGUCACCCUAAUGAUUGAGGGCACCCCACAAUAUGGGGGCCACCAGUGGAAAAGCCCAUCUUGGCAUUACCACAAGCUGAGAAGCCUCAGUGUGAGCCAGUGUGGUGUAGUGGUUAAGAGCGGUAGUCUUGUAAUCUGGGGAACCAGGUUCGCGUCUCCGCUCCUCCACAUGCAGCUGCUGGGUGACCUUGGGCCAGUCACACUUCUUUGAGGUCUCUCAGCCCCACUCACCUCACAGAGUGUUUGUUGUGAGGGACUCCUUCGGGUAGUGAUAAAGCGGGAUAUCAAAUCCAAACUCUUCUUCCUCUUCUUCAGGCGGCGGCAAAACUAACUGGCUUCCAUUAGCUGAAUGCAGUGCUCUCACUGGGCAGUGGAGGGGAAGAGGGAUUUUCAUGUAACUGGGCCAGAGUUAUUUAGGGCUUUGCAUGUCAGCAGCAGAACCUUAAAACUGCCCCAGUUGCGUGGCAUGUGCCUGAUAAGAAGUGUCACUCGUCACUUGGGCUGCAAGAGAAGCCCCACCUAGUGUCCACUGCCGUAAUCCAGAGGUGAGGUUCCCAACACGUGUCACAGCGGCCAGAAAAGGGUGCAGCUCAUGCACAAGACAAAGGGCUGACCGGCGCUCUUCACCACAGAAGCUGCCUGGGCCUCCAUGGGCAAAUAUGGUUCCAAGAGCUCCCCAAAGCAGGAUACCUGUCCUUUCAGGGGGAGUGCAACAUCUCCCAGAAAAGGCAGACUCCUCAGUUCUCAGGCUUCUGAACCACUUACGCAAAGGGUCUCUGUCUAAGCAGAAUUCAGCUCCAGUCUGCUGACCUUCAUCCUCUCCGUCGCUGCAUCCAGCCACUGGUUCAGCUUAUGCCUGUUGGAUUUAAUAGAAAAACUGUGUGUCAUCAGCAUACCAAUGUCACUGUGCCCCAAACCUCCUGAAGGGAUCUCCCAGAGGCUUCAUUGGCUAAAGUGUGGGGGAUGGAGUUAUGCUUUGCAGCACCCUGCUCCCCAGCUGCCCAAAUGCAGACAUGUAGUUCCCCAGGGCUGUUCUCUGGAACCAGCCAUGCAGGUAGGAGCAAAACCACAGUGGCUCCAACUCCCAAGCAAUGGCGGUGGCAAUGGCACCCAAAGUCCCCGAGAGAUGCAACAGUCGGAUUGCCCUCUCCUUGAAGGAGGAGCAGGGCAUGAACCCUGAGGGGAAUGAGUCCAGAGAAUCUGCUUCCUCCAAAGUGCCUGAAGCGGAGCUGCCACUGCACUCCUGAGCCCAAAGGAGAUCAUAGAAUCAUAGAAUCAUAGAGUUGGAAGAGACCAGAAGGGCCAUCGAGUCCAACCCCCUGCCAAGCAGGAAACACCAUCAGAGCACUCCUGACAUAUGGUUGUCAAGCCUCUGCUUAAAGACCUCCAAAGAAGGAGACUCCACCACACUCCUUGGCAGCAAAUUCCACUGUCAAACAGCUCUUACUGUCAGGAAGUUCUUCCUAAUGUUUAGGUGGAAUCUUCUUUCUUGUAGUUUGGAUCCAUUGCUCCGUGUCCGCUUCUCUGGAGCAGCAGAAAACAACCUUUCUCCCUCCUCUAUGUGACAUCCUUUUAUAUAUUUGAACAUGGCUAUCAUAUCACCCCUUAACCUCCUCUUCUCCAGGCUAAACAUGCCCAGCUCCCUUAGCCGUUCCUCAUAAGGCAUCGUUUCCAGGCCUUUGACCAUUUUGGUUGCCCUCCUCUGGACACGUUCCAGUUUGUCAGUGUCCUUCUUGAACUGUGGUGCCCAGAACUGGACACAGUACUCCAGGUGAGGUCUGACCAGAGCAGAAUACAGUGGCACUAUUACUUCCCUUGAUCUAGAUGCUAUACUCCUAUUGAUGCAGCCCAGAAUUGCAUUGGCUUUUUUAGCUGCCGCGUCACACUGUUGGCUCAUGUCAAGUUUGUGGUCAACCAAGACUCCUAGAUCCUUUUCACAUGUACUGCUCUCAAGCCAGGUGCCCCCCAUCUUGUAUUUGUGCCUCUCAUUUUUUUUGCCCAAGUGCAAUACUUUACAUUUCUCUCUGUUAAAAUUCAUCUUGUUUGUUUUGGCCCAGUUCUCUAAUCUGUCAAGGUCGUUUUGAAGUGUGAUCCUGUCCUUUGGGGUGUUAGCCACCCCUCCCAAUUUGGUGUCAUCUGCAAAUUUGAUCAGGAUGCCCUUGAGUCCAUCAUCCAAGUCGUUGAUAAAGAUGUUGAAUAAGACCGGGCCCAAGACAGAACCCUGUGGCACCCCACUAGUCACUCUUCUCCAGGAUGAAGAGGAACCAUUGAUGAGCACCCUUUGGGUUCCGUCAGUCAGCCAGUUACAAAUCCACUGAGUGGUAGCAUAGUCAAGACCACAUUUUACCAGCUUCUUUACAAGAAUAUCAUGAGGCACCUUGUCAAAUGCCUUGCUGAAAUCAAGGUAGGCUACAUCCACUGCGUUCCCUUCAUCCACCAGGCUUGUAAUUCUGUCAAAAACGAGAUCAGGUUAGUCUGACAUGACUUAUUUUUCAGAAAUCCAUGCUGACUAUUGGUGAUCACAGCAUUCCUUUCUAGGUGCUCACAGACUGUUUGCUUAAUGAUCUGCUCCAGAAUCUUCCCUGGUAUUGAUGUCAGACUGACUGGGCGGUAAUUAUUUGGGUCCUCUCUAUGUCAGAGACUGGGCAGAAGCUGUCAGACACCUCGGGGUCCAGCAAGGGCUUUUGCAGGAGCAAGCAUAGAGGACAAGCCCACCUCGUGGCAAUCCAUAAUGUGGAUGGAUUGCUCUUCUUGGAGGAGUUAUCAUGGACUCAGUUUGUUCAUGUUUUCUUUGAAGACCUAACAGUGUCUGCAUUUGGUGUGUCUGACCAAAGUUGACUCAUACUUGCCUUUAUUUUUAAUAAUUUGCAGGGCGUGGGAGCGAGGGAAGGAAGCAAAUGCCUCCAGACCCAACCAAAACACAAACUGAAAAACAUUAAUAAGGAAGGAUAAGUUGUUUGCUUAUUAUUUUUAAAAUUGCAAGGUGUUUCUUUGUUUCUCAUACGUGGUUUCCAAAUUGAAAUUGCUGUGAAGGAUGACAAAGAGUUGGAGUACCAUUUUUAGGCAUGGCUUGCUGGCUUCCUGUCUCUUAAAGUAAUUAGGUCACAGUAAGAUCCUUGGUCAUCAUGCCCUACUGACAUAGAACUGCCAAGAAUUUGCAGGUUAAGACAGCAAUCCUAAGCUCCUGGGGAAGGCCGGCUGCCCUGGAAUUUCCUUCCUGUCACCAGAGGCAGAAGUCUGCUCCACUGCCAUCAGCGCUCUGGCAGCAUGGGAGGUGAAAAGGGGCAUGUUGAGGGUGCGUUGAGGAAGCUCUGGAGCUAGUCAUAAAGCCCUUCUGUUCUCCCUACCACUACCACCCCAUGGUCAUAAAACUACACCAACCCUGAGCCUGACAGAGCUUAGGAUGUGAUGGCUCCUCCACUGUGGGAUCUCCCACCGACCUGUAUAGGAUAGCGUUGCCCAAUUGUAGUACGAGAUAAUCACUUUGGGUAUCUCUUAGUACUGUGUUGGAAAUGAAAUGCUAUGGAUCUGAGUGUGGAUAAGAGAAGCUGUGGCCCGGUGGUAGAGGUCAUAUUUUUAAUAUCUGAUACAAGUAGCUGCUCAGCAGCUUAAGAUAGUGAGAGAGUGGGAUACAUCUCUUGGCGUGACAAUUUGGAAUUCAGUGCAGAAUAGGGCUGUGUGGCCUCUUGGCCAGGCAAAGCAGCUGUUCCAUGUCUCUCAGUCGUAUUUUAACUGGAGGUGCCAUUGUUGGGGUUUAUUGCAGUUCAGGCUUUUGAUUCCUGCUACACUUUUUGCAGUGAUAGUGCAAUAAUUUGUGAGGUACCGAACUUAUUUUGUUCACAGCACCUACUUACCUUAAUGGAGCAUCCUCAAAGUAUUGCUUGUGCUGAAAUACUCAAAUAUAUCGGAUGACCUUCUAAGCCAGGUGUGGGGGAACCUUUGACCCUGCAGGUGUUACUGAACUACAGCUCCCAGCAUCCUUGGCCGUUGGCCAUGCUUGCUGGGGCUAAUGGGAGUUGUAGCUGAGCAACAUCUUGGGCAAGAGCCAAAGGUUCCCUGCACUUCUUCUAAGGAAUCAAAUGCUAGGAUUUAAACAACCAGCCUUAGUUAUCAUAAUUUGCUUCCUUUAACUGCUUUGUUUCUUCUUUCCCUUCCCGCAGGUGAGCGACCGUUCCCUUGCACAUGGCCCGAUUGCCUUAAAAAGUUCUCCCGCUCUGAUGAGUUGACGCGACACUACCGAACCCACACUGGGGAGAAGCAGUUCCGGUGCCCCCUCUGUGAGAAGCGGUUCAUGAGGAGCGACCACCUGACAAAGCAUGCGCGUCGCCACACUGAGUUCCACCCCAGCAUGAUCAAGCGAUCUAAAAAGGCCAGCUCUGCCUCCUUUUGAAUAACAGACUACAAUGGGGGUGGGGGGUGGGGAGACAACCAUUGUCGAGAAAGGCAUAACUGAUCAGCACAAAUACGUCCGCCAGUGUACAGAAAUAUUCCCCUACUUGCAUUUUUAAAGCACAUGUAGCCAGAAGAUUAACAUUUUCAUCCUCUCCACCCUGCUAUGCUACCAACAACAGUCUUAAAUCAGUCACUGCUGGGUGAGCGUUGGGGGGGGGGGGGGGUCAGCAGAAAUAAUGCAACUUUUCUUUUUGUAGUUUAAAUAAUUGACACUGGUGUAUAUAUGUCUGACUGGUGGUUUGACCUGUGACACCACAGUAGUGAUUCCAAGCUCUUUGUGAUUGCUGUGUCAUGGGCAUGUUUUGUUGACUAAUGUAAUGCUGCUUGUAUUUAAAUGAAAACAAAAACGACAAAAAAAGUUUAGUACAACCACUUUCCAGCUCACUUAAGUAUUUCUCAAGUAAAGGAAACAGAACAGAAACCCAACUCCAUAGCACAUGUUUUAGAAGAAGAUUCACUUCUCUCUGUGUGUGUCUCUCUCAAUGGUCCAUCCUGUUCAAGACUGUUAAGAAAAAAACCAUUACAUCUGUUGCUCUUAUUAGCUGAUUGAUGUACAAACAAGGAGGUGAAAUUUAUACUGAAGAACUGUUCUGUAUAUCCAGGUUGUUGUUUUUUUAAAAAAAAUGAGCUACACUUUUGAUUAUAUGUUGCUCUUUUUUUGAGUGAAAUCAUGCAUACAAACCAAUGACUAAGCAAAAAGGAAAACAAGAUAUAAGCUUGUAUCAUGUGUUUCUGUGGCUCUGCUCUUCAUUUGCCAUUUGGGUAUAUUUGUGAAAAAGUCAUUGUAGAGAAUGUGGGAGAGGUAUGAGACUAACAGCAGUGCCCCCACUUCUAGCUGACUUUCAUCUGAAAACGAUGUACCGUACUGUACUCUAUAAAUACCACUAACAGUGCUUUAUUCUGCUGCGUUUCAUUGGAAUGGAUGCAUAAGCAGCAGCUACCAUCCUUAUAAGCUACCACUUUUGUAAAGGUUUUUUCCUUAUGUCUCCCUCUCUCUGAAAGGUGCAUUCUCUUCAUCCAGUUGCCAGAUUCCUGUCAGCCAGUGGGAACUGUGUGCAUUUCUGGAGGGAACAAAACUUUCUCCCUCUCCUUACACAACAUUCUCUAUGCUAACAGAGACAAGACAAUGAAGACUUGUUGGGUUUUUUAAAACCACUUUCCAAGAGACUUCUACCUUUUCAUAAAUUGCAGCUGUUGUACAGAAUAUGAGAAGAAAACAAACAAACCAACAAUAACAACGAGGUAAUUGAACCUACCACACAGGGGGUAUGUCAAAAUAUUUCUUAGGACAUGAACUCUGCCACUAUGUACCUUGUGAUCUUACCCUGUGUGUUAGGCUUGAUACAUUGAAUGAUAAUGGCAAUAUUUCGUCCGUUAAUGCUAAGGCUUGCUCUUUGAAAACAGGAGUGAAAGCGUCCUUGGGAGAACCCCUUGCAUCUAGUCAAGCCGCCAUCUUCGUCAAUGUUAAAGCAUGAACUUUCCCUCCCCCAUCUCUUGUAAUGGUGGAGAAUUAUGUUUACAGACUUUCCCCGCUACCCAGAAACAUUCUACUGGUUCUAUGUUCUUUACUCCUCCUUCGCAAGGAGAGAGAGGUGCAACUGUCCUAUCUAGGGCCAGAUUCAUCCCUGACAUAAUCACCCUGCAGCCAGUGGAAUUAUACUGGGAUCAAUUUGCCCCAUCUUUGUAAAGAAUCUGUACAUACAACUCUUGUAAAGUACACCUGCAAUGGCAGAAUCUUCUUGUUUCACCUGAUAAAAAGCUAGCUUCCUAGAAAAAAAUAAAAAUAAACAAACAUCUCAGAGAGUAGAGUAUUCUACAAUCGUCCGUGGCUUCCAGCACUUAGAACUCAGUAUGCAUCUAGCAUUUUUAACCUGUGUGGUUCAUUAUAUAAAAAAAACAAACAAACUCUUGUCUAUGCGAAGUGAAUGGCUUCUAAGUAAAGGUAUUAGGGGCACUUGAACAAUCUAUGGGAUUUCAAAAGCAAAAAGGGAUGAGUUUUCUUCAGUGAAGACAUGUCAGGAAACCAAGCACACUUUCUACCUCCGUUUCAGCUUUUUGAAACGUUUUAUUUUACGAUAAACCAAAAUUAAUUUCUGGUGUCCAAAAUAAAUCAUAGGGAUGUUUGUUCUUCCUUAUAAAAACAGGUAGCCUGGCUAUUUCUAUCGCUCUAGUGUAAAAAGUAUUCUGCUUUUCCAGUACUGUUAAUGCUGCCUUGUUUGAUGGGGGUGAGGAUCAUGCGCUAGGCCAGCCACUCACAACAUGGGAUUAUUCCAGCCAACCUCCCCUUCUAGCCAAGACCAGUUCUCAAGAGCCUCUGCUCUCAGUUAGUCCUACUCCUUCAACAGUCACUAGAACUGUCUGCUGUUGCUCUGAGGUAGGACAAAGCAGUAUUAGCGAAGUAGAGCCUGGAUGCUGAAUGCUGUUAUUUCACCUUGACUGCAAAGCCACAGGCACAUGAACAUCCCCUCCUUGACAAAUGAUCAGGUCGCUUAGGCACAUGAGAAACUGUCGUGUGGCUGCAGAGUGAUUAGGGCACUUGCCUCUUUUUCUGACGGGUGUGGGUUCAUUUCCUUGAUCUCACACUACAUAGCCCACCAGGAAGAUUAUAGUCUGGACCCUUGAGUUGGCAAGUCUAUGGUGGCUGAGCAUUGGCCUGCAUUCAGCUAAGUCCACCCAAGGACUUCCCUGCUCCCCUCUGCUCCCCCUGUGGGCCCUGCAUUGGUUCAGGGGAGCCCCGGAGAAGCUGGCAGGCAGGUGCAAGAGGCAGAUAGGCUUGUGCAGACGGAGCUUAGCUCUGUGCUGAAUUCCUCCCAUUGCUCCUAUGUGUAGGUUACAGAAAUGGCAUUGCCUUAACCACAUCAGCCAAGCAGGGUCUAAUGAUGCAUCUGCUGUGCCCUAAAAUGUAAUUUCGCACAGCUUUUAGGCAUAAUAUGUUUUAAAACAAAACCAACAUGUGAAUUAUGUUCUUUCUUAAAAAAAACAUUCUUGGGUGCUAAGCCUACCAUGGAAUGUAUAAUCUUAAAGUUAGGUUUGUUCUCUUAAUAGAUCUUCCAUCUAUAUUUUUAAAAAUUGUGAAGCCCUUCAUUGUCACUGCAGUGACGUAUGCAUGACCACACUGCUUAUUGGUGGCAGCUGUCAGUGUGGCCACCAGUUUGUGGUGGGUUGGUUGUCUGACUUGCAGGUGAAGGGUUUUGUCACCACAGCAUCUGCACUGAAGUGUGUUGAGCAGCAACAAGCAACAUUUCAGUUUUGCUAACAGACAACCCAGUCACCACAAAGAGCCACCGUGGCUGCACUGAGGGGGAACAGUUGCCACCCCCACAUCAAGCAGGGCCAUAAUUUGUACCAGUCCUUGGACCAUAGAUGGACGUGGGAAUGCUUCCUGUGUUACUUUGAGCAGAUAUGGGUGUGCAUGAGAAGGUCUUAAAAGGGUGGAUCCACAUGUUUUAGAGUUGAGGAUUCUGCUUCUUUGCCGUGAUUCAAGAGAAAAAGAUAAUUUGCAAAGAUUUCUCUUUAACCCCCAUACCGCUUUCUUUCCUCCCCAAGCCACGUGGGGGAAACUAGGGUGUGGUGGCUUAGAGAGGAAAUCAGUGGGCAGGAUUAGGGACCUGCUGUCCUGUUUCUUCCUUGCAAAUUAUUCCUUCUCCCACUUGCUGCAGAGAAGCAGUAAUAAGAGUUUCUGGCCCUGUGAUUUCUGACAAGCGUAUGUAGACCCAAAUAUGCAUGAGAAUGGUUUGUGAGAAAGGUAAUUGAACCUGCUCAUGCCCCAGAAAAGGCCCACACAUGGCAAGCCUCAGAGUCGGAAGCAGAGGCCUGCUUCUUCAGCUGUGCUUCUCAACACACUUGAAAGCGAGUUUCACUGAAAUCCACGGGACUUGAUUCCAAUUGAAUAUGCUUCGCAUUGGGGUGCAAGUCUUGCUUCUUAGGAGUCUUCCAAAAGUAACCUCAGAAGCUACCCAAAGUUUAUUAACCACUAACAAAAUUAAAUGAAAAAUAGGAAAAGUUUGUCUCUCUCGGUGUAAAAGCAAGCAGUAAAUUUCAUGGUCAAACUUGACAAUGCAGUAAAAUCAGUUAUUAUUGGUUCUUAACAAAAGGGAGUUUAGGAAGAGACUUUUGCAGGUGUUGAGAAGAACAAAAGAUCAAGUUUUCUGGGAACAUCAUUUGCCACGUUACUCUGGAAAUUCUUAGGAGUGCUGACGUGAAGAUGGCUCCUCUCCUCACUUCAGAAAGACCAUUCUAGAGAAGCCAUGGCUUUAAAACUAUAGCUAUACAACAUCUUUUGUGAACAAUUUUGAUGACUUAUAUACAGGUCUCUUUUCUGUUUGCCGAUGGACUUAGCCCAGUAUGCACCAAACCGGACAUACUCUUCAAAUGCUGUUUUACUACAGAUUAACAAUCUGUAACACUGUAAAAUACCAACCUUUACAAGUUUAAUCCAUUUUAUUUUUGUACAGUAUUCGUAUCCUUUCUAAGUUAUUUUCCUGUCCUGUUUUUGUAAAUCACAUGAAAUUGUAAAAAAGAAAAAAGUAGUCAUAGGUGUUUUUUGUACAUAUGUAUAUAUAAAUUGUCC
Molecule: messenger RNA, 30707 nt
Organism: Podarcis lilfordi (Lilford's wall lizard)
Lineage: Eukaryota; Metazoa; Chordata; Lepidosauria; Squamata; Lacertidae
Source: the annotation of a GenBank genome assembly